AUGCCUACCAGACUGACCAAAACCCGCAAGCACCGCGGCCACGUCUCCGCCGGUCACGGUCGUGUCGGCAAGCACCGCAAGCAUCCAGGUGGUCGUGGUAUGGCCGGUGGUCAGCACCACCACCGCACCAACAUCGACAAGUACCAUCCUGGUUACUUCGGAAAAGUUGGUAUGCGAUACUUCCAUAAGACGCAGAACCAGUUCUGGAAGCCCACUAUCAAUCUCGAAAAGCUCUGGUCGCUCGUCCCUCAAGAGACCCGCGAGGCCUACAUCUCAAAGAAGAAGACCGACACCGCGCCUGGCCGGAUACCAGAGAUCCCAAUCGUCGUCCGUGCGAGAUAUUUCAGCAAGGAGGCUGAGCGCAAGAUCAAGGAAGCUGGCGGUGUCGUCGAGUUGGUCGCAUAA
Molecule: messenger RNA, 405 nt
Organism: Cyphellophora attinorum
Lineage: Eukaryota; Fungi; Ascomycota; Eurotiomycetes; Chaetothyriales; Cyphellophoraceae
Product: 60S ribosomal protein L27a
Exons: 4
Coding region: 1-405 (134 amino acids)
Cellular component (GO): cytosolic large ribosomal subunit
Molecular function (GO): structural constituent of ribosome
Source: RefSeq, a predicted model, not a curated record